GAGGGCAGGCAAAGUGAAAGAAAGUCAUAUCAUAUGUCGUAGGUUGCAAUUUACCAAGUGGCAGCCCUGUUCCUGUUUUCAAAAACAAAAACAAAUGCCUAUCACUUUCUCUCUCCUGCCCGCCCUGCCCCACUCCCCACUUUUCGCAUUUCCAACCCUGCCCCUCCUGCCCGCUGUGGAAAAACCUUCCCUCUCUCACAAGCACUCUCCCGCUUUCCCCUUCACCCCACUUUCCUCUCUCGUCUAUCUUCACAAUUCCCUUUCUUUCUCUUCUCUAAUUCUCAUUGCUCUCACGCAUUCACCACUAUACAUGUCAUUCUUUAUACUCCAUAACAUUCUGUACGCAUACCAUGAUGUUUUUCUUUGUGUCUAGCUCCAAAUUCUUCAAUUAUUGCAACUGGGGUGGCUUCAAAACUUGAACUUUAAGUGGCUUUGUAUCUAAAGUUUGAGACUUCAGAGUAUGGAAGCUUGUUUGUGAGAGAUUUUGGAAGAUGGGGUUUGGGAGUAAUGCAGUUCAGGCAGGGAGUUUGGAUGUGGACAAGUCAAAGAAGAAGGAAGGUGGUGGAAGGGAGAGAAAAUGGUGGUUUAGAUUUAGCCUCUUUGGAAGCUGCAUACCUACAAGAUCAAAAGUUGAUAGCACCAUAAGUGGCACUAGUGCCCAUAAUGGUGAAAAUGUCAAGUCAGCGACAAUUAGAUCAGAGGAAAACAAAUCUGCAUCUGAUAAAAUAACAAAGGAAACAGUUGCUCCUCAAGAGUCCUCUACGAGAACUAGUGAUGCAGAAAGUAGCCCUUCCACUCCAAAAUUUAGUGAGGAGUUGAAGGUUGCUUCUUGUUUGAGAAAAUUUACAUUCAAUGGGCUUAAGGUGGCAACUAGGAAUUUCAGACCAGAGAGUCUUCUUGGUGAGGGAGGAUUUGGUUGUGUCUUCAAGGGUUGGAUUGAGGAGAAUGGAACUGCACCUGUGAAACCGGGUACAGGGCUCACAGUGGCAGUCAAGACCCUCAACCACAAUGGACAUCAGGGUCACAAAGAGUGGCUUGCUGAAUUAAAUUAUCUUGGUGAUCUUGUCCAUCCUAAUCUUGUUAAAUUGAUUGGUUUCUGCAUUGAAGAUGACCAAAGAUUAUUGGUUUAUGAGUUUAUGCCCCGAGGCAGUUUGGAGAACCACCUCUUUAGAAGGCCCCUGCCUCUUCCUUGGUCUAUCAGAAUGAAAAUUGCGCUUGGUGCUGCGAAAGGUCUUGCUUUUCUCCACGAAGAAGCUCAGAGGCCCAUAAUAUAUCGUGAUUUCAAAACAUCUAAUAUACUAUUAGAUGCGGAAUACAAUGCCAAGCUUUCUGAUUUUGGACUUGCCAAAGAUGGUCCCGAGGGGGAGAAGACCCAUGUAUCAACAAGAGUUAUGGGAACAUAUGGUUAUGCUGCUCCUGAGUAUGUGAUGACUGGACAUUUGACAUCAAAAAGUGAUGUCUACAGCUUUGGAGUAGUGCUACUUGAAAUGCUCACAGGCCGGCGAUCUAUUGAUAAGAGAAGACCAAACGGUGAACACAAUCUUGUGGAGUGGGCGAGACCUGUACUCAGGGACCGGAGGACAGUCUACCGGAUAAUUGAUCCCCGCCUUGAAGGCCACUUCUCGGUUAAAGGAGCACAGAAAGCUGCCCAGCUGGCUGCUCAAUGCCUUAGCCGUGAUCCGAAAUCUAGACCCUUGAUGAGUGAAGUUGUUCAAACUUUAAAGCCUUUGCCAAGCCUCAAGGACAUGGCUAUCUCAUCUUAUCACUUCCAGAUUAAUCGAGUAGACCGAACCAUGUCCAUGCCAAAUCAUAAAAAUGGCAUUAGAUCACAGUUAGUAUCUGUACCUAGGAAGGGUCAACCUGUGAGGACCUUGUCUAGUCCAAAUGGUACACAUGGUUCUCCAUAUCUUCAUUAUACCAAAUCUCCAAAGCCCAUUGGGUAAGAAUCAUUGUUCACGAUCUUUAAUUUGAUUCUCCAUUCAUUCAGUUCCCACAAAUUAGGCCAUCAUCUGUACAGCAACUGUUGUGUAUGGAGAGUUUAUCUGAAACCUGAGGGUAUCAUUGAAGUCUUCUUGUCAUUAUAUAAUCUCAAAUAAGGUAAGUGCAUGAGACAGUUUAAUAUUACACAGUUAGUAGGGAGGACUUGUCAUAUACAGCUUUCAAGUGGGAAACUGUUAUUUACUGAAAUUGUUUAACUUUUCCACCUUUUCUCAGGUUUCCUUCUUUUCAGAAUGUAUUUCUUGUAAAGAAGAAAAAAAUUGUGGUGUUGAGUUAGUCAGAUUUUUACAUACUCAUUGGACAAUAUACAUUUCAGUAAAUACUCAUUGAUGUAACAUUUGUGCUAGAAAGAUGUUUUUGAGUGACUUAAAAAGUGAUGGGCAUGCAGUAAUGCAGGGUUUUGUUUGUUUUUUCUUUGGUGACUUUUUUAGGCAUGUGGUUUAUUUUUUGGUGUGUCAAAUAUGUUGUUUGUUUAGAAAGAGCUGUGUUGCUAUGCACAAAGGAUUCUAUUCUACAGCAAGAGUGCGUGUAAUGUAACCUUCAACUUUCUUGCAUUCCCAACUCGGUAAUGUAUUGGUUAUUUGAUUGAUA
Cajanus cajan (pigeon pea) is the source of this 2589-nucleotide messenger RNA. Its product is annotated as serine/threonine-protein kinase PBL34. The record is from RefSeq and is a predicted model, not a curated record. NCBI's taxonomy places the organism in Eukaryota, Viridiplantae, Streptophyta, Magnoliopsida, Fabales, Fabaceae. Gene Ontology annotation, molecular function: protein kinase activity; ATP binding. Gene Ontology annotation, biological process: protein phosphorylation.